This is a messenger RNA of Globicephala melas (long-finned pilot whale), 5139 nucleotides long. It is a transcript of the gene MAN2C1, whose product is annotated as mannosidase alpha class 2C member 1. The record is from RefSeq and is a predicted model, not a curated record. Lineage: Eukaryota; Metazoa; Chordata; Mammalia; Artiodactyla; Delphinidae. Gene Ontology annotation, molecular function: alpha-mannosidase activity; carbohydrate binding. Gene Ontology annotation, biological process: oligosaccharide catabolic process; mannose metabolic process.
GACCGCGCCGGCAGGGUUUGGGGCCUUCCGGGGAGAGGAGAGAGCGCGCGGCGAUGGCGGCGGCGCCGGCCCUGAAGCACUGGCGCACUACGCUGGAGCGGGUGGAGAAAUUCGUGUCGCCGCUCUACUUUACCGACUGUAAUCUCCGCGGCAGGCUCUUCGGAGACAGCUGCCCAGUGGCCGAGCUCUCCAGCUUCUUGACGCCCGAAAGGCUUCCCUACCAGGAGGCAGUCCAGCAGGAUUUCCGCCCCGCGCAGGUCGGCGACAGCUUCGGACCCACAUGGUGGACCUGUUGGUUCCGGGUGGAGCUGACCAUCCCAGAGGCAUGGGUGGGUCAGGAAGUUCACCUUCGCUGGGAAAGUGAUGGAGAAGGCCUGGUGUGGCGUGAUGGGGAACCUGUCCAGGGUUUGACCAAAGAGGGGGAGAAGACCAGCUAUGUCCUGACUGAAAAGCUGGGGGAAGAAGACCCCCGGAGCCUGACCCUCUAUGUGGAAGUAGCCUGCAGUGGGCUCCUGGGGGCCGGGAAGGGAACCAUGAUCGCAGCCCCUGACCCAGAGAAGAUGUUCCAGGUGAGCCGGGCUGAGCUGGCCGUGUUCCACCGGGAUGUCCACAAGCUCCUGGUGGAUCUGGAGCUGCUGCUGGGGAUGGCCAAGGGCCUCGGGGAGGACAACCAGCGCAGCUACCAGGCCCUGUACACAGCCAACCAGAUGGUGAACAUAUGUGACCCCGCCCAGCCGGAGACCUUCCCAGUGGCCCAGGCCCUGGCCUCCAAGUUCUUUGGCCAACGUGGGGGUGAAGGCCAGCAUACCAUCCAUGCCCUGGGGCACUGCCACAUUGAUACAGCCUGGCUCUGGCCCUUCAAGGAGACCGUGCGGAAAUGUGCCCGGAGCUGGGUGACAGUCGUUCAGCUCAUGGAGCGGAAUCCUGAGUUCAUCUUUGCCUGCUCCCAGGCACAGCAGCUCGCGUGGGUGAAGAGCCACUACCCUGGCCUGCAUGCCCGGCUCCAGGAGUUCGCCUGCCGUGGGCAAUUUGUGCCCGUCGGGGGCACCUGGGUGGAGAUGGAUGGGAACCUUCCCAGUGGAGAGGCCAUGGUGAGGCAGUUCCUGCAGGGACAGAGCUUCUUCCUGCAGGAGUUUGGGAAGAUGUGCUCUGAGUUCUGGCUGCCAGACACAUUCGGCUACUCAGCGCAGCUCCCACAGAUCAUGCGCAGCUGUGGCAUCAGGCACUUCCUCACCCAAAAACUGAGCUGGAACCUGGUGAACAACUUCCCGCACCAUACCUUUUUCUGGGAGGGGCUGGAUGGCUCCCGGGUGCUGGCCCACUUCCCGCCUGGUGACUCAUAUGGGAUGCAGGGCAGUGUGGAGGAGGUGCUGAAGACUGUGGCCAAAAACCGGGACAAGGGGCGUACCAACCACAGUGCCUUCCUCUUUGGCUUUGGGGAUGGGGGUGGUGGCCCCACCCAGACCAUGGUGGACCGCUUGAAGCGGCUGUGCAAUACAGAUGGGCUGCCCAGGGUGCAGUUCUCUUCUCCGGAGCGACUCUUCUCGGCGCUGGAGGGCCACUCGGAGCAGCUGUGCACGUGGGUCGGAGAGCUCUUCCUGGAGCUACAUAAUGGCACCUACACCACCCAUGCCCAGAUCAAGAAGGGGAACCGGGAGUGUGAGCGGAUCCUGCAUGACGUGGAGCUGCUCAGCAGCCUGGCCCUGGCCCGCAGUGCCCAGUUCCUCUACCCGGCCGCCCAGCUACAGGACCUCUGGAGGCUCCUGCUUCUGAACCAGUUCCACGAUGUGGUGACUGGAAGCUGCAUCCAGCUGGUGGCAGAGGAAGCCAUGUGCCACUACGAAGACAUCCGUUCCCGUGGCAACACGCUGCUCAGUGCUGCAGCCGCAGCCCUUUGUGCUGGGGAGCCAGGUCCUGAGGGCCUCCUCAUUGUCAACACACUGCCCUGGAAGCGCACUGAAGUGCUGGCCCUGCCCAGGCCUGGUGGGGCCCACUGCCUAGCUCUGGUGACAGUGCCCAGCAUGGGCUAUGCUCCCGCUCCCACCCCCACCUCGCUGCAGCCCCUGCUGCCCCAGCAGCCUGUGUUUGUAGUGCAGGAGACUGACGGUUCUGUGACUCUGGACAACGGCAUCAUCCGGGUGAGGCUGGACCCAACUGGCCGCCUGACGUCUCUGGUGCUGGUGGCCUCUGGCAGGGAGGCCAUUGCUGAGGGUGCCGUGGGGAACCAGUUUGUGCUGUUCGAUGAUGUCCCCCUGUACUGGGACGCGUGGGACGUCAUGGACUACCACCUAGAAACACGGAAGCCAGUGCUGGGCCAGGCAGGGACCUUGGCCGUGGGCACUCAGGGUGGCGUGCGGGGCAGCGCCUGGUUUCUGCUGCAGAUCAGCCCCAAUAGUCAGCUCAGCCAAGAGGUGGUGCUGGACGUCGGCUGCCCCUAUGUCCGCUUCCACACCGAGGUGCACUGGCACGAGGCCCACAAGUUCCUGAAGGUGGAGUUCCCUGCCCGUGUGCGGAGCCCCCAGGCCACCUUUGAGGUCCAGUUCGGACAUCUGCAGCGGCCCACCCACUACAACACCUCUUGGGACUGGGCCCGAUUUGAGGUGUGGGCCCACCGCUGGAUCGAUCUGUCAGAGCACGGCUUUGGGCUGGCUCUGCUCAAUGACUGCAAGUAUGGCGCGUCAGUGCGAGGCAGCGUCCUCAGCCUCUCCCUCUUGCGGGCGCCCAAGUCCCCUGACGCCACGGUUGACAUGGGGCGCCACGAGUUCACCUACGCGCUGAUGCCGCAUGAGGGUGAGUGCUGCGGCCCCGAUACCUCUCUGCCCCGCUCAGCCUCGGUUGCCCCAACGGUAAGUGGGGAGCUCUCCAGCAGUCCCACGCCCCUACCCUCAUUUUCCACGACGCGUCCCUUUCCGGUCUGCGCCCAGGGUCCUUCCAAGACGCUGGCGUUAUUCCCGCUGCCUACAGCCUCAACUUCCCCCUGUUGGCGCUGCCCGCCCCAGGCCCGGCACCCGCCGCCGCCUGGAGCGCCUUUUCAGUGUCCUCGCCCGCAGUCGUGUUGGAGACCGUCAAGCAGGCAAGGGCCGGUGGAGUGCGGGGAGCGGGCCGGGGUCCCGAGCUGGGCCCGCCCUCGGCCCCACCCACCACCACCUCCCUCCGUAGGCGGAGACCAGCCUCCAGGGCCGCAAGCUGGUCCUGAGGCUGUACGAGGCCCACGGCAGCCACGUGGACUGCUGGCUGCACAUGUCGCUGCCGGUUCAGGAGGCCGUCCUCUGUGACCUCCUGGAGCGCCGUGACCCUGCUGGCCCCCUGCCCCUUCGGGACAGCCGCCUGAAGCUCACCUUUUCUCCCUUCCAAGUGCAGUCCCUGUUGCUCGUGCUGCAGCCCGCACCGAGCUGAGAUGAGUCCCUGAGCGUGGGGUUUUGUUUGUGGAAGGCUUUGGGGGCUCCUCAUUUCUGCCUGUCAAGCCUGAAGCAAGGAUAGUUACCUCUUGAACAAUAAACGCUUGGCUUAGGAACCCUGCUGGUAGCCCCUGCUCAGUCCGCUCAGGUCCCAAACUCAGGCAUUGAGGGGGGAAGUUUUUACCCUAGGCAUCUGGGGACAGGGGCAAGAUCUAAGGUUAUCUGUGCGCGCAGGGUCUGGAUUGCAGGCCCCAUGACAGAGACGGGGGAUAUCGGUGACCAUAAGCUGACUGUAAGACCACGAUAUAAGACGCUCUUCUGGGACUUCCCUGGCGGUCCAGUGGUUAAGACUCUGAGCUUCUAAUGCAGGGGACGGGUCGGGAAACUAAGAUCCCGCAUGCCAUGUGGUGCGGCCGGUGGGGUGGGGGGAAAAGAAGCAGCAGCAGCUCUUCCCCCGUGUCCACAGGCAGAGGGCCUGGGGCUGGGGAGGAGGCCUGGAGGGUGGGUUCUGGCUGGUCCCCACUAGGAGGGGAGCAUUGACUAGUCUGGACUAGGCUAGGGGAGCAGCCACAUGAGGAAUCCUGGACUGGAGGAGCUGUAGAGCCUGGGCUGCCCCGGGGGACGGGGUGGGUCUCUGCACCACCUCUGAAGGGCUGUCCCUGCAGAGGCAGACUGUCCUGAGAGCCAGGGCCUUGAGGCCUGGGAUGGGGCUCAGUCUGCCAUGCUGAGGCAGUGGCCCUCCUGUCCCCAGGGCUGGGCACCAGGCCUUCCACAUUCGGUUUUCCCAGACCUUCUGCAGCCAACCCAAGAAGUUCAAGGUUUAUCAGUUUACUAAAAAUUACAGCCUUUUUCACGUGGGCUUAAAAAAUGGGGACAAUGGGUACAAUUAAAAACAUCAUAGUUGUACAGGGAAUGGCCACAGGGCCAGGGGCAGCCAGUCCCCUGCAACUUCCAGGAAGCCGCACAGGCCCAGAUCCAGGGCAGCAGGAAGGGGUGGAUGCAAGCAAGGAGACCCUCCUGCUAAGAGGCUGAGGUCUCCUCAGGCUCCGAGGAUGGGGUGUCAGCCUUGAUCUUUUGGGGUCUGCGGUGGCCUGUGGGGAGGACAGGUGAGGUGGCAGCUCGGACCCCAGGCUGAGGACUCUGUCCCAACAGCCUCCCUGCCACCUUUGUCGACGUGUUCCUCCCACCCGCACUGCCAUCCCUUCCUCUCCUGGAGAGCCCGUUUUGGUGGUGCCCCUUCCCUCCCUAGAGGAAGAUGCUGAGGAAGGCCCACCUGAGGUCGCUGGUUGCCUCCUCCUCUUCCCUUUCUCAGGGACGCAGGGGGCUUCUGGGUCCCGUUGGAGGCUGGUCCCCUCGGGCUGCUGGGCCGCAGUCUGCUCAGGAAGGCCUCUCCGUGCCCUUCGUGUCCUUGAAGGGGCCUUGUUUGGAGAUGGAGGAUUCUGGGUGGAGAAGACACGGGUCCCUGAAGAGCUCAGCAAGUCACAGGUUGGUUAGAACCCACCAUUGCCCUCCAUUGUCAAGGGAAGGAGCUGCCCAAGAGCCUGGCCUGGGAGGUACAGCCAGGACAGGAGAGGGUACAGGGAGGGGGUAGGAGCAGGGAGACAUACCUCCACUUGGUCCUCAGGACCCCUCUGUGCUCCCUUGGAUUUCUUCUUGCGGGACUUGCCCCCUGCAGGAUACUGUUGCUGAUGGGGUUGGAGGGCCUUGUGGCCGCAGCCCCCUUUCUCUAGACUCCCAUGCU